UGCGGCGUCGCUGCUGCACGCCUGCACCGGCGGUUGCAACACCCUCCCCCCUUCAUUCUCGGCUUCUCGCUCGUUGCCGUCUUGCCGCUAGCCUGUCUCACCUCGCGGCCGGCAGCCUUGCGCGACGCGCCGCGCUCUUUCACAUUCAAAAUUAUUCGCAAUCGCAACCAUUGCAAAAACUCUCUGUGCAAUAAAAUACUUAAUAUUUCGAUGCGUUCACAAUUAGUUUUAAAACAGAGAGGUAGUUAAAAGUUAACAAAGAAAUUAAGUGCCUUUUAAACUUUGAAUGCACUCCUCGUUGCAUGUCCCGCGCGCGUCGUUAUGAGAACCCCGUACUGGCGGUCACGUUGACGUCGCGCCGCCAUAUCUGUCUCGGCCACCAACUAGCAAAAUUAAUAGGCUCAAAAAUAGUGUCACUUCACUACAAGAAUGCAAUGACACACGCAUUCGCUUUUUGAAAUUUCACCUUCACCCGGAUGGAAUGAGGAGUGCACAAUCCCAUUGUUUCACAGUUUCAUAUGUUUGAACAUCAUUUGUUUUUUUGUUUUUCGGACGAUUAGAGCGUUAUCAUUUUCUUCCAAAAUUACAAAAAUUACGAAAUAAAGAAUGGCGGAGGGCAAUGGAGAAAUACCCAUUGAAGAGGUACCUGGGAAGGACUCCGAUGUUGGCCGGACACCAGAUUACCGCAAACUCAUUGACUAUGGCUUGGAUCCUAAGGUAGCAGCCAAGCUCGACGACAUUUAUAAGACUGGAAAGCUAGCGCACGCCGAACUGGAUGAACGUGCGUUAGAUGCCUUAAAAGAAUUUCCAUCCGACGGUGCUUUAAGUGUUCUUGGACAAUUUUUAGAUUCAAAUCUCGAGCAUGUAUCUAAUAAAAGUGCUUAUUUAUGUGGAGUCAUGAAGACCUAUAGACAGAAAAGCAGGGCGGGCGUGCAAGGUGCGCCCGCGUUGUCUUCCACUGUUCAGGUGAAGGGCCCUGACGAAGAGAAGAUCAAACAAAUAUUGGCCCGGACCGGGUACACGUUAGAUGUUACCACAGGUCAACGCAAGUAUGGUGGGCCGCCGCCCGGGUGGGAGGGCGGUACGCCGGGCGCCGGCUGCGAGGUGUUCUGCGGGAAGAUCCCCAAGGAUAUGUACGAGGACGAGCUCAUCCCGCUGUUCGAGCGCUGCGGCACCAUCUGGGACCUGCGCCUCAUGAUGGACCCCAUGACGGGCACCAACCGCGGCUACGCCUUCGUGACGUUCACGACGCGCGAGGCCACGCAGCGAGCCGUGCAAGAGCUGAAUGAUUAUGAAAUUCGAAAGGGGAAAAAGAUUGGCGUAACAGUUUCCUUUAACAAUCACCGGUUAUUCGUGGGGAAUAUCCCUAAGAAUCGAGAUCGGGACGAUUUGUUUGAGGAGUUUACUAGGCACGCACCUGGGCUCGUCGAAGUUAUAAUAUAUAGUUCGCCCGAUGACAAGAAGAAAAAUAGAGGAUUUUGUUUUUUGGAAUACGAGUCUCACAAAGCGGCGUCACUAGCUAAACGCAGACUGGGAACAGGUAGAAUAAAGCAGGUAUGGGGCUGUGAUAUAAUAGUGGACUGGGCGGACCCCCAAGAGGAACCUGACGAGCAAACUAUGAGCAAAGUGAAGGUACUGUACGCACGCAACCUGACGCAAGAGAUAACGGAAGACGCGCUGAAGGAAGAGUUCGAGCGCUACGGCACGGUGGAACGCGUCAAGAAGAUUAAGGACUACGCCUUCGUGCAUUUUGAGGACCGGGACUGUGCAGUAAAGGCAAUGCAAGAGCUAGACGGCAAGGAGAUGGGCGGCGCGCGGCUGGAGGUGUCGCUGGCCAAGCCGCCGUCCGACAAGAAGAAGAAGGAGGAGAUCCUGCGAGCCCGCGAGCGUCGCAUGAUGCAGAUGAUCCACGGCCGCGGCGGAUUCGAUUGGUGCAGCUGCUCGCCGGUGCUGCGCGGCCGGACCCCGCAGCCGCAGCCGCGCCCGCCCCAGGCGCGCGGCGACUACGAUUAUGAUUACGACUAUUACGGGUACGGUGAUUACCGAGGUGGCUACAAUGAGCCAUUUUACCGGUACGAUGAGUUCUAUUUUGAUUACGCGGGGCCACCGCAACCGUCCGCCGUCCGCCAGCCUCCCAACAGACCGCAACCGGACGACGAGCUCGGGCUCGGGCCCAACUCGCUUUACUACGAUCUAACCGGAGGCAUUCAGGCUGGGUCAUGUGGGACGGGCGGGCGAUGGGCGCGGCGCGCGGCGGCGGCGCCGGCCCCCGCGGCUGGGGCCCGUGGUGGUGCGCGCCGCGUCGCGCGUGGCCGCCGCACGCCCAGCGCCAUGCGUGGCAAUCCCCGCGCCAAGCCAAGUUUACCAGGUAAACGUAAACACGACGGGGGCCACCAGAACGUCGGGGGGGAGUGCAAGCGGCGGGUGGGCGCGGGCGGGUGCGGCGCGGGCGCGGGCUGGGGCGGCGGCGCGCUGGCGCAGCAGCCGCUGGCCAGCUAGCGCGGGGCGCGGGGAGGGCGCGGGACGGGGCGGGCGGCGCGGCCGGCCGGCCCCCGCAUGGGAGGCACUACAAGCUGCGCGGGGGAGCGACUCGGCCGCUGCGUACGCGCGCUCGCGGCCCGCGGAUACGUUCACGUCCGGUCCUCGCUGCGUGCCGAGAGGAUCGCUCUACUUUUUUCUAUAUAUGUGUUUUUUUAUUUGAUUUUCGAGUUUUCGAUUUUGUAUCGCAUCGAUCCGAAAAAAUCUUAAAGUAGGACGUUAUGAAAUGUUUCGAUUGUAAGUUUCCCGUUAUGCUUAUGUUUUUCACUGUCGUAUUAGCCGUAUAUAUAUUUAAUAUAUACUUUAUUUGAGGGGAGCGCGCGGCCGCGGUUGCCUGUUUGCGACCGUGCGCUCGGGUCGCGGACCCGUCGACUGUCUGUUUUUUUUUAAUACAUGUUAUUCGAUAUAUUUUAUUCCUGUGAACGCAUUUUGCGAUGUGAUGUGUAUUUUAGCAGUAAUUAUUAUAUUGUAAGGAGUUUGACUGUUGUUUUUUGACAUACUUACAACUUAGGAUACUUCAAUCGACGACUAGCGAUUACGGCUAAAAUAAAACCACCCCCUGUACUCGAACAUUUCCCGACUGUGUUCCUGCUUUAGUUUUUUUGCUUUAUUUUUAUUACAUAUUUCCCUUAAAAUACAUUAGUGUGAGGCAGUAGUAUUGUAAAGUUCAGGAUUUCUGUAAUGUUUAUUAUUGCUGUACUAAACUUUUUUUGUAUUCGACCACAUAGCAUGUCCAUACUGUUAGAACUCGACUUGUAUCAAUCUUGUAUCAGUUUAAUAUGUGGAAUAAAUUUGCAAAACUGUGUUUGCCUUAUUA
Molecule: messenger RNA, 3355 nt
Organism: Helicoverpa armigera (cotton bollworm)
Lineage: Eukaryota; Metazoa; Arthropoda; Insecta; Lepidoptera; Noctuidae
Gene: Syp
Product: heterogeneous nuclear ribonucleoprotein R
Exons: 16
Coding region: 607-2499 (630 amino acids)
Cellular component (GO): nucleus; ribonucleoprotein complex
Molecular function (GO): mRNA binding
Source: RefSeq, a predicted model, not a curated record